Messenger RNA from Miscanthus lutarioriparius, 1029 nucleotides. The record is from the annotation of a GenBank genome assembly. NCBI's taxonomy places the organism in Eukaryota, Viridiplantae, Streptophyta, Magnoliopsida, Poales, Poaceae.
AUGGAAGCGACGACUAUGCUUCUUCUGUUCACCCUCCUCCUCGCCGGGCAACGAGGCUGCACCUGCACGGCCUCUGUUGUUGCCGGUGAAGGCGGGUUCAGCGUGGACUUCAUCCACCACGACUCCGCCAGUCGCUGCUCCGCCUCCCCUCAUUGUCCCUCGCAUGCUCACACAGCGCUGCGGGUGGCCAGCGCCGCUCGCCUCGCUCGGCGAGGUGCUCGGCGCUCUUCUGGCUGGCGCGUCUCCAGCGGCCAGCUUGCCCGUGUCCGUGGCCGACGGCGGCGUCGAGUCCAAGAUCAUCACCAGAACGGAACCACAGAUCAGGUGGAGAAGAUUGUCAAAACCCUGAAUGAAGGACAGGUUCCCCCUUCAGAUGUUGUUGAGGUCGUUGUUAGCCCUCCUUAUGUCUUCCUUCCUGUGGUCAAGAGCCUGCUGCGCCCAGAGUUCCAAGUUGCUGCUCAGAACUGCUGGGUGAAGAAGGGAGGUGCUUUCACUGGUGAAGUCAGUGCUGAGAUGCUCGCGAACCUUGGUGUUCCCUGGGUCAUUCUUGGACACUCUGAAAGGAGAGCUCUGCUGGGAGAAUCGAAUGAGUUUGUUGGAGACAAGGUUGCUUAUGCCCUGUCUCAGGGACUGAAGGUCAUUGCAUGCGUUGGUGAGACCCUUGAGCAGAGGGAGGCUGGGUCAACCAUGGAAGUUGUUGCUGCACAAACAAAAGCAAUUGCUGAGAAGAUCAAUGACUGGAGCAACGUAGUUAUUGCCUAUGAACCAGUCUGGGCCAUUGGAACUGGUAAAGUUGCCACCCCAGCUCAGGCUCAGGAAGUGCACGCGUCCCUGAGGGACUGGCUAAAGACCAACGUCAGCCCUGAGGUUGCUGAAUCUACAAGGAUCAUCUACGGAGGUUCUGUAACUGCUGCGAACUGCAAAGAGCUGGCAGCGAAGCCUGAUGUGGAUGGUUUCCUUGUCGGUGGAGCUUCUUUGAAGCCUGAGUUCAUCGAUAUCAUCAACGCGGCCACUGUGAAGUCCGCUUAA